Molecule: messenger RNA, 546 nt
Organism: Arabis nemorensis
Lineage: Eukaryota; Viridiplantae; Streptophyta; Magnoliopsida; Brassicales; Brassicaceae
Source: the annotation of a GenBank genome assembly
AUGUCAAAGGGUAAAGUACCUUACGGUAUUAUCAUCAGUGGUGUUAACUAUGGAGCGAAGCUAGCUCCUCCGGCCAAGAAACUAGAACCACAAGGCGGGAAAAUUGGGGACAGUUGGGAUGAUGGUGUAAACGACAAUGUUCGUAUGAUAACAGUAACGUACGAUGGUUCAGGUGUGAACUCCGUCAAGUUUGAGUACGCAUACGGAACGAAUACUGUAGUCGGAGACCAUCGCGAGCUCAAAAAUGAUGAAUACAUCACAUCCAUUAAAGGACACUACGGUAAAAGGUUUCCACCUUCUGGAGCCGUGCGUUCUACGAUGGAAACACUUGGAGAUGAGUAUAUGACGAUGCUUGAGUUCAAGACAAACAUUACAACAUAUCAAGUGUCGGGAACCAUUAAACCCGGUUAUGAGUUUGUGGACAAACCGUUCAAGUUGGAGGAGGAAGGUCACAAGAUUGUUGGGUUCUAUGGCAAGUCUACAUCUAGAAUUCAACAAAUUGGUGUUUAUGUCAAGCCAAUCGAUGAUGCUCAAGCCAAUAGAUGA